AUGGCCUCUGCAAAAUGGGCAGUUUUAUUGUCCAUGGCCGCCUUGGUGGUGCAAAUCCAGGCUGGACCGCGACAAGACGUUCAGAGAAAGGUGUCCACGAUGCCUACUCCGAGUAAGUUACUUUGGUUUUUGCUUUGAUUUUAGGUGAUUUACGGUUAUUGAGGCUUUCAGCCAGUUCAGAAUUACUUUUGCAACUGUAGUCACAAAUCUUUAUGUAAAAGAGUUAUAUUAUGAUUUUUUUUUAUUUUAGGCAUAAAGUAAUAUCAUGUGAUUCUAAAACGUUAAUAUUGUUACAAAUUAUAAGUUUGUUUGUGAAUAUAUAUUAACUUUUAGUAUUUCUGUGAUUUAGGUAAAGAAUGCAAAGAAAACGAAUUCAGAUGCCAUUCUGGGCGAUGCAUUCCCAAAGCCUGGAGGUGUGACGGCGAUACCGACUGUGAUGAUGGAGAUGAUGAAGUUAGCUGCGGUAGGUGUUUAUCUUAAGAAAAUUGUGUUAUUCGGAUAAGAUAAAGCGUUGUGGGACUUGUUUACAUUAGAUAACAAUGUUGUUUUUAAGGUUAUUUUAUACUUUGCUAAGGGAAAGUUAAAAAUUUAAUAUCUAAAAUCUGUUUAUUGUAGCUGCUGAAGCAGGUAAUGCGAAGGCAGGUGAAUGUGGUGCAGGCGAAUACAAGUGCCAGGAAGAGGAUGCUGCUCACAAAACUAACACAACCUUCAUGGGAUGGAGGAUCACGAGACAAGGAUCUCUCUUCUCUAACAAGUGCAUUCCCAGCAAGUGGAAGUGUGAUGGAGAAUAUGACUGUCCCAACAAGGACGACGAGUUCGAGUGUAACGGUACGUUGUCAAUAUUAAUAUGUUUUGUGGUAAUACUCUUUUUGAUGUGUCAUGUCUAACUUAUAAUGACCAUUUAGAAGUUACUUGUCAACAUGAUCAGUUCAAAUGCCCUGGCUACCAGGGCCAUCUUGAAUCGUGUAUCCCCAGAAGCUGGUUGUGUGAUGGGCAGGUACGUUUAUCUUUAUACAACUACUAAUAUUACAUGCGCUUCAUGCUUUUGUAUUUUAUCAUAUGUUUUUCUCUAUAUUUGUAGUAAGGUAAUAACUUAUGAAUAAUGUAUGUUGUUAUAGAGCGACUGCAUUGACAUGUCUGACGAAAAGAACUGCACUUUGCACGCCAAGGUAUGCGACGAGGUUAGCGAAUUCAGAUGCCACGACAACAAGAAGUGCAUCUUCAAGAGCUGGCAGUGUGAUGGAGAUCAAGAUUGUGAUGAUGGAAGUGAUGAGAAGGACUGCGAUCCUAAAGCUUCCUGCAAUCCUCAAGAUCAUUUUAUGGUAAGACUUUUUUAAAUAUACUGGCAAUCCUUUACUGUUUUUUGAAAAUUAGGUAGUAAAAAAGUUAGAAAUGAAGUUUUAAUUUGAUAUUUUAGUGCAAAACAGUAUCCUUCUGCGUUCCCCAUGAGUGGAAGUGUGAUGGAGAAGCCGACUGUGCCGACCAGAGUGACGAAUUGGAUUGUCCAGACUUUAAAGCAUCUAAGAAUGUGACUUGUCAUUCUGGGGUAUGUUUUUAUCUGUUUCAUAUUUAUAUUUUCGGUUUUAUUUGUGGUUCUAAACAUUGUUUUAGGAAUUCCGUUGUGCUAAUGGCAUUCAAUGCAUCAGCAACCGUUGGAAGUGUGAUGGCGACUUUGAUUGUACGGAUCACUCGGACGAACUCGGGUGUACUCACACUUGUACAGACAGUCAGAAGGCCUGUAAGAAUGGAGUUUGUUUGGACAACUCCAAGUGGUGUGAUGGAUAUGACGAUUGUACUGAUGGGUCAGAUGAACAAGGAUGUCCUACUUCACCAGCUCCGACAGAACCCAGCUUUGUGUGUGAUGCAGCUACAGAGUACACUUGUAACUCCACGACUCCUGUCAGAUGUAUCAAGUACACGGACUUGUGCAAGAACAGCGCCUCUACUAAUGACUGUCCUCGAUCUGUGUGUAACAAACAAAUCAGUAGGUUGCAUUGAGUGUUGAUUGAUAUUGUUGUAGAUUCCUGUGAUCCCCGUGAUUCUGCUUGCAAUUGCCGAAAGACAGAGAAGAACGGAAGUGUGUGUUACUGUAGGAAUGGGUUCGAAUUGAGAGGCGGACAAUGUGUUGGUAUGUUCUACUAUCAACCUCAUUAACAAUGGCAUUUGCAGCCUUUAAGAUAAUUUUGUUAUUUACUUUUUUCAUCAUUGGUCUUCUAGAUAUCAACGAAUGCGACACCAUCGGAACUUGCGACCAACUCUGCACGAACACCAUCGGGUCCUUCAAGUGCGAUUGUCACCCUGGUUACAAACUGUACGGAGAGAAGGGCGCUUCUGUUCCCACAAAAUGUCGUGCUGUUGGAGACGAUCCUCUUUUGUUACUCUCGAACAGAGCUGCCAUCAGAAGAUACGAUCUGAUCACCAACAAGUAUCAUCCUCUGGUCGAACAACUCGAAUCUGCUGUAGCCAUGGACUACUGGCAUCAACAGAGCACCGUUAUCUGGUCAGAUGUGGCUAAGGAGAAGAUCAUGAUGUGCAAGGUAGACAACAAGACUUUCUUCGGAGAUUCUGAUGUCAAGGAUUGUCUGUCUCGACCUGAUUCUGUUUUGGUUGGUGAUGAAAUUCAGACUCCAGAUGGUUUGGCAGUGGACUGGAUCCACGGACUUUUGUUCUGGACUGACACUGGACUUGACCGCGUAAGGAAUUUGUUUAGGUUCCUUAUCAGUAACUUUGCAUUUUUGAUAAGAAGCUUAACGAAAAUGUUAUUUUUAGAUUAGCGUCUUGGAUCUUACAACUAGAAAACGAAAAGUUAUCAUCGACAAGGGAUUAGACGAACCAAGAGCCAUUGCCGUCGAUCCAUCAGCUGGCUUGAUCUUCUGGACUGACUGGGGAAGCCAUGCCAGGAUCGAAAGAGCUGGAAUGAACGGAGAAGACAGAUUAGAGGUUCUUACCGGAAGCACUGUCAGAUGGCCAAAUGGCUUGGCUCUGGACAUCCUGGAACAAAGAAUCUAUUGGGCUGAUGCCAAGGUGAAGAUGAUCAGUUCUUCGGAUUACUACGGCAAGAACGUUCGCACCGUCCUCCACUCUCACACCCAUCUUCGUCAUCCAUUCUCACUUACCGUGUUCGAAGAACGAUUGUACUGGACUGACUGGGAUCAAGAAGGUGUUCUUACUGUGAACAAAUUCAGAGGCGAUGAUGUCACAACCAUUCUGAAGGGAGUCGCUGGACCGAUGACAGUGAGAGUGUACCACCAACAGGCUCAGCCUUCUCACCCCAACAAGUGCUACAGUCACAAUUGUGAUCACAUGUGCUUGCCUCGAGCUCACUUGAAAGCCCACACUUUCAGAGAUGAGACGCCAAUCAAGGGACUUCCUUAUCAAUGUGUCUGUGAAGCUGGCUACAAAGUGAACAAGGACAGUCUGAACAAGUGUAUUGUUCUACAGUCAGCUGUCGAUGAACUGGUCGGCCCUGGCAGUGGAAGUUGGUCCAUGAUGUUCAUGUUCGUUAUCCUUGUUGUCGCCGCUGUAGGUAUUGCUGGAUAUAUGUGGAAGGGAAAACAGUCCAAGAGAUUCAGCGCACUUCAAUUCGACAAUCCCAUCUACAGGAGAACGGUCGAAGAUCCAGGUAUGACUUGAGACAUAUUAUUGUAUUGAUUGGGGUAUUGGGCUAAUUUACUAAAUAAUAAGUUUCAGAUAGCGUAGACAUUGUUGGUGACAACUCGUUGGGCGCCAUUCCAAGCAACACUCAUCAAAUCUCGAACCCUCCAGGUCAAUUGAUUCUAAACUCGGCUACUGAGCCAUUGAACACCGAGAAUUUGAACGCUCGGCCGGACUUUUACCAUCCAGAUAACUACUCAUAUGACCAAGAUAACCGACAGGUAGGUUGCUGUAUAUAUUAUCAUUCUAAAUCGAUAUUAUUAUCCACUUUGUAUCUACUUUUGUAUUAACUUAUUGACUUUCAGAACGCGAACGAGCAGUUGUAG
This is a messenger RNA of Bursaphelenchus okinawaensis, 3980 nucleotides long. The record is from the annotation of a GenBank genome assembly. Lineage: Eukaryota; Metazoa; Nematoda; Chromadorea; Rhabditida; Aphelenchoididae.